AUGAACUUCCUCCCUUACUUGCCAGAAUCCCAGUCAGGUCAACCACGCUCGUUUGGCACUGGGCGUUACUUUGUUCCCUAUUCCUGCAUAAUCAGAUAUGGAGAUGAGUGGGAUGGAUGGUGGGAAGAUGACCCCAUCGUCAUUUCUGACUUGACGACUCAGCUUCUCUCAAACCUUGAACCAGUCAGUCGGACCACCGGUCCUUUGCCGAGCAAGUUCAUGCAACAGUUCAAGGGUCGUUUCAUGACUCUGCCGCAGGAGCUCAAGAAUCGGCUUGUGUCCCUGUUGCAGGAAAGUCCUGUCUGUCUUAAUUGCACCUAUUUGAUGCCUCAGUAUCUAUGGAAGCAAGCGUUCUUGCAAAUCCCGUUUCUUUGGGAUCUCGAUACGAAAUUAGUACUCGAAAAAGCCGGUUCAGAACCGUCCGAGACAGAGGAGUGGAACUGGGAAAAGUUUACUCGGCAGGUUCUGAGUCCCGCACAACCCCAGUCCCCCAUUUCAUAUGCGUCGAAGAAAGGUUAUGUGUGGGACUACGAUAAGGUUGGACUGCGUAUGCCCCCUGGAUUUACCAAUCGCCGGCGAAUCUGGCAGAUUGUGGAGGAAAUGUGGCCAAACGAUGUAGGAGUGUGA
Fusarium vanettenii 77-13-4 is the source of this 627-nucleotide messenger RNA. RefSeq lists its product as uncharacterized. The transcript has 2 exons. The record is from RefSeq and is a predicted model, not a curated record. Bases 1 to 627 code for a protein of 208 amino acids. Lineage: Eukaryota; Fungi; Ascomycota; Sordariomycetes; Hypocreales; Nectriaceae.